AGACCUUAUCUUUAGAGCAUAUACACUGUUUUCAGUGUUAUUAUUGCAUGUUAUUAAUGUGAUUUAUUAGUCUGUUCCUUCAACUCAGGAACAAAACUUGCUGGGUAGGUACCAUACAUAGGAGUUUUACUUACUCAACUGUGUUCCUAUGGCUGAUUGGAAAAGGUUAUGCCUGCUGAGCAAUGCUGCUUUACUAACACUCCUACAGCACAAGGCCACAAUUUCUGUGCCAAUACUUUUUGUUCUCGGCAUACUACUCUAGGACGCUUCUAAACACAAAAGCUCUUGUUGGGAUGUCCCGGGACACUUUUGCCUUCACUUCUGCCUCUCUACGCUCCUUAAGGCUGGAGCAGGAGCUGCAGGACUGGGAGGACGCCAGGCGGGCACUGGCACACAGGAGGACUAUGGCAAGGCGUCCACUACCCGCCGCCCCCAGGCUCCGACACGGAAACGAGAGAAUCCAGACAGUACGUGCUCCACCACCACAAAUACGGUGCAGAGACGCAGCCAUCCAUAACAUCUUUAUGUGUGGAGAUAUGAAGAGAGUGUAUGCCGUCCUCAAAGAUCCAGGCAUGGUGAAUGCACUGAUGGAGACAGUACAUGAGGAGAUGGUGUGGGCCCCGGAAAUGGGAAUGUGGACUCUUGUCUCAAAAGUAAAGCAGACGUCUGCACUGCGUCUGGCUGCCAGCAGGGGGCACUCUGGCUGUGUCGAGGAGCUGCUGUUUAGGGAAGCAGAGGUGGAUGCAGACCCAGGCGGCCGUACAGCUUUACAUGAUGCCUGUUCAGGAGGCCAUCACGUCUGUGUGCGCCUGCUCCUAGACCACGGGGCCGAUCCAGACCUGCUUGCUGUCGACGGCAAUGCCCCGUUGCACCUCUGCAAUGCAGCAGAAACAUAUCAGUGUGCUGAGCACUUGGUGACCAGUGGUGCGCAGGUGAACGUGGCCCAGCAAGACUCAGGUCUCACCCCCCUUCACGUGGCCUGCAGGAGAGGGCUGGAGGACCACGUGGAGCUCUUCCUGUCCUAUGGAGGGGACGUGACAGCUCGGAGCCAAGAGGGCGAGACGCCCUUGAACGCAGCCUGCUCUGGGGCAGAGAGGCCUGCAGAUGCAGGACGGUAUCUGCGUAUUGUCCAGAAGCUGCUAGCGGCUGGGGCUGAUGCGCAGACUGCUGGGAGGAAGAAGCAUACGGCCCUGCAUAACGCCUGUGGAAACUGUUGCCACCGCAUAGUUGAACUGCUGCUGAAACAUGGGGCUCGUGCAGACGUAGCUAACUGUGCUGGAUACACACCCAUGGACUGCCUGUUACAGGUAAUAGAGGAUUACCCAGACCAGCAGCCAGAGGUUGUGGCUCAAUCUCUUCUCAACUAUGGAGCACAGCCGCCCUCCCCUAGAAUGCUGAAACACUGCUUGCCCUCUCCUGCCACUUUGGAGGUAAUGCUGAAUUGCUAUCCGGUCAUCCCAGCGUGUGAGGAGUGGUUAGAGGACAUACCAGAGGAACUACUGAAGGAGCAUCAGUCUUUCUUCGAUGCGGUGAGACGGAUGAGCGGGCAGCUGCGAUCUCUUCAGCACCUCUGCCGCUGUGCGCUCCGUCGCCACCUGGGGUCAUUAUGUCACUUCGCAAUAGUCCAACUCAACAUCCCCAGCACUUUAAAAGAUUAUCUACUGCUGCAUAAUGAGGACUGCUCCGUUGAGCUCCAUUUUUAGACAAACUAAAAAUAGCUGACUAGAAACAAUGGGCUGAACUGAAUACUGUUUUUCACAAUAUUUAUCAUCUGUGAUGCCUCUUGACAAUAGAAGUAGGAUGGAUUAUGGCCCCGGGCCAAAUGGGGCAGUGCCCUGGGGACUUUGACUGUCAGAGGCGUUGAACUAAGAGGACCACAGUGGCCUAACAGACAGACAUAAGGCACUGCAAAUGUAAUAUUGAUACUGAUAGCUGGAUAGUGCUUUAAUAUGUGCCAAUGGUGGUUCUCGCAUGUGAAAUAAACAAAGACAUGAAAAUGAGAUUGUCCCA
Molecule: messenger RNA, 2010 nt
Organism: Sinocyclocheilus rhinocerous
Lineage: Eukaryota; Metazoa; Chordata; Actinopteri; Cypriniformes; Cyprinidae
Product: ankyrin repeat and SOCS box protein 16-like
Exons: 6
Coding region: 294-1703 (469 amino acids)
Biological process (GO): intracellular signal transduction
Cellular component (GO): cytoplasm
Molecular function (GO): protein binding
Source: RefSeq, a predicted model, not a curated record